AUGCAGCUUGCAGCAUUGUGGCCUAGUGGGAUCAUGGAUACCCAUUUCAUUAAACGUGCUAUAUGUAGAGCAAAAGAAAGGAGAAAGGCAAUAAGCAGCAGCCAACAAAAGGAGCAAGAGAAGAAGAAGAAGAAGUUGUUAGCACCAAAAGCAGACGAGCCUGUUCAAGGGAAAGCUAGUAACAUUUCUCAGCCAUCUCAUGUGCAAGAGACAUUGGUGCCAAAUUCUCGUGAUUACAGUUCAAGUCUGAUCAACAAGCUAGUUCACAGUGCUGCAGUAGCUAACUCACCUGUUCGCGUGCCUACUACCUUUGCAAAUGGUCUUAACUCGGACAUGCCAAAACUGGAGAAAACCAAAGGACAGCCAAACAUAUUGAAAGAUGAAGCACGAGAAGAGGAAGCUGAAGAACUGAGAAAAUGUUCUAGCGUCCCUGUCAACUAUCUUGCCUGA
This is a messenger RNA of Fraxinus pennsylvanica, 450 nucleotides long. The record is from the annotation of a GenBank genome assembly. NCBI's taxonomy places the organism in Eukaryota, Viridiplantae, Streptophyta, Magnoliopsida, Lamiales, Oleaceae.